AGAAACAAUUUUUUCGGAAUAAAAAAUAUAAGAAAAUAAUAUUAAAAAUCAACACAAUAAAAAGAAGAGAAAAAAUAUAAAAACUAAAAGGAAAAAAUUUAUUUAAUAGAAUUUUAUUAAAAAUAUUAAAUAAUUUUUAAUACAUAGUAAAUAAUAUUAUAUACCCUAUGUAAAUCUUAAAAAUUAUAUAAAAUAAAUCAAAUAUAUUUAUCUAACUUUUAUAAUAUAUAAAAGAAGAAAUAUAUAACUUGCAUAUUUAUAUACAUACAUACAUGCAUAUAUCUACUACCAUUUUGUACGUGUUAUAAGUAUAUAAGAGGAAAAACUUAUUGCUUUUGGAUUACAAACAUAUGUAUAACAAUAAGUGAAAGCAUUUUUAUGUUUCAAAAAAAUAAAAAAUAUAUUUUUAGUAUCUGAAAUAUAACCAGUACGAAUUUAUUAAAUAAUCUUAUGAAUAUUAGUACAAUAUUAUAAAAAUGUCAUCAACUCGGAAAUCAACAAAUAAAUUAAAAGCAGAUUCUCCUGCUUUAUGUAAUAAAACAGCAACAACAACAGAAUUAAAAUCAAAUUCUAUAGAAACUUCAACAGUUACAGUAUCAACAUCUUCAACGGAUGUAACAACAAUUACAGCAACAACAACCACAAUAUUAGAUGAAAAAAAUGAAGAAGAAUCAAAUAUAACCGAUACAACUACAACAAAUGGUUCAAGUUCAUUAAAUUCAAAUGAUAAAAAAUGUAAUACAAGUGAAACAUUAUGUACAGAUACAAAAUCAGAAGAUAAUGAAAAAACAACAACAAUAACGUCAACAACAACAACAACGUCAACAACAACAACACCAACAACGACACCAACAACAACCCCAACAACAACACAACCAAAGACUAUUAUUGAUUUUUUCACUGUCACCGGCAAAUCAAAUAAUAAGGAUAAUAAUACCAAAACAGCUGUAAGAAAAAUAACAGUUAUGCCAAAAAGAGAUAAAUUACCAAGAAAAGCAACAACAUCACCUGAAAAUAAGGAUACAGAUCUUACGAAAGGACUUGUUGUACCUGGUAAAAGAAAACGUGAAGAUUCAUUUUGCAGUGAUAAAUCUGAUAAAAAAACAAAAUCUGAACAAGAAUCAGCUGUUUCAAAGAAUAACAUAAAAAAUAAUAAAAAACAAAUAGAAAAAUCAAAUAAUACAAAUAUUGGUGAGUCUUCUUCUGUAACUACAUCAAAAAAAAUUAUAACUAGAAAAUAUAAAAAGAAAAAGAAAAAUCAAGCAAAAACAUCAGCUGAUGACCCUGAAAGGGAUAUUGAAGAGGAUUCAAAAGAUUCGAUAUUAACAAAAGAUGAUGAUGCAUCAAGUAUUUCUGGUAUAUCAGUUGCAACAACAAAAGAUGGUGAAACAAAAAUUGAAUCAAAACCUGAAUUUUUAAUUAAUAAUCGUGGUAUAGAAAAUGAUCCAAAAUUUGUUGAUAUUGUUAAAGAAAUUGUUGGACAUUCUGAUGAUAGUAAUGAUGCAAAAAGUGAAUCUAAUGUAUCAGUAGAAACUUCCACGGAUACAAAAAAGAAAAUUGAAAAUAAAAAAUCAGAAAAGACAAGCAAUGAUGAUGUAGAAGAAAAUGUUGAGUCACGUAGUAAAAGUUCAACAAGAGGACAGCAAAUUAAAAAAGUUAUUGCCGUUAAAACCAAAGUUGUUCGAAGAGGUAGACCUCUUAAAAAAGUUAAAGAAGAACUUAGAAGUGGUAUUAAAAAUCCUAUUAUUGAAAAAGUACAAGCUAAAAAGAAAAUUGAAUUAAAAGAAAAAAUUGUAGCAAGAAGAAUAACAUCACCUCGAAAAGUAAAAGAAAAAUUGUUAAAAAAAGUUACAAAAAAGAGAGGACGAUAUGUGCCUAAAACUGAAACCGAAUCAACUGACCUUGAUGAAACUAGCCAAGAUGCUACUAUACCAAAUGUGCCUUCAAAUAAUGAUGUUUCUAAUUCCAAUGAAAAUUUAACAGAUGAAAAUAUAAAAACGAAAGAAAUAACAAAAAAAAAUGAAGAAAAUGACAAUGAAGCAAAACUAACUACAAAUACUCAAAGUACUAUAAAAGAAGAUUACAAGUUGCAAGAGAACAAAAAAUCAACGGAAAGCCUUAUUUCAUCAACUUCUAAUGCAUCUAGCGAAGAUAAAACAGGAAUAAUAGAAAUUAAAAUAGAUUCUGAAGAUGAUAAAACAAAACAAUUAACGAAACCAAAAGUUUCACCUCGCGCUUCACCUAGAACCAACAGAGCACUUUCUAUUUUGCCAAGAACAGAAGUAAGAACUCUAAGAAGAUCUAUUAAUAAAAAACUUGAAACUCUAACUAAAUUAGUAAAGGGUGAUAAACUGAAAGAAAAAUCUGAAGAAGCCAAAAAUUCUGAGCAAAAAACAGAAACAAAUGCAAUUGAAAAUGAUAAAAAAAUUCAGAAAACUGAAAUUGAAAAGCCAUCCUUAGAAAAUUUAAAGCAAUCUGAUGAAAAAGAAAAACAAAAUGAUCAGGAAAUAAAGGUUCCUAUAGAAAAUGAAAAAUGUUCUACAGGAACAUCAAACAACUCUACAGAAAAUAAAAAUGAAAGCACCAGCAAGAUUGAAAAUAAUUCCGAAAGUGAAAAUAAAUCUAAAGAAAUCGUUAAAAAGUCUACAGAAAUAUUGAAAGACAUUCCUAAGAAUACAAUACUUAUAGCAAAUUCUGUAAAAGAUCUAGAGAAUAAAAGUGAGGAAUCUAAGAACAAAGAAAAAAUCUCCGUUGAAAAUGAAGAACAAAAGACAAAACUAGUUAAAAACUCUUUAGAAAAUGAAGAAGAGCCUAUAGAAAUAUGUGAAAAAUUUGAGGAAAAUAAGUCUUCAAAAGAUUGUAAGAAGCAACCUUCAGAAACCCCCACAAAUGGUUGUAAAGAUGAAGAAGUUGAACAAAAUCCUGAAAAAGAUAUUGGAAAAAAGACUGAAAAUUCAAACGAAAAUGAAAAAAAUGAGGACUCCGAGAUAAAAAAAGGAGCAGGUAUCUCAGAAAGGAAACCCGAAAAUAAAGAACAAUUAGUAAAGGAAUUGCUUGAUAAAAGUGCCUCGAAAUCAAAUGAAAAGCCAGUGAAUUCAGAACAAAUUGAUGAUAAACCUAAAAAAGUCGUUGAGAAUGAAAUUAUUGAAGAAAAUUCAAAUUCAAUAAAAGCUUCCGAAAGCAGCAAACAUGAAAAUGGCACAAUAGAAAAAGAAAGUAAAAAUAUUUUAAAAGCAGAGAUGGAAGAAAAACAAAUUAAUAAAUUAAAGAAUUCUUCGCAAAAUGAAAUAGAAGAGCAAGUAGAAAAAACUGAAGAAAAGAAACAUGCUGAGGUCAAGGAAAAAGAAAUAACUGAAAUUAAGUUAGAAAAAAAUGAAGAAAAGACUGAAGAAUUUCAAAAUGAUUCCGAUAAAACUGAAGAAAAAUUGGAUAAAAUUGAUCAGCCGGGCAAAGAUGUAUCAGGCAAAAAGAAUGAUGUACAACAAAAAGUGCUCCAAUAUAUUGAAAUAAUUUCAGAUAAAAAUCAAGAUGAUAUCAAAACUAUAAAAGAAACUAAUAAGGAUGGUUCUAAAGCAAAAGAAGCAGAAGUUGAAACUUGUAAUAAAGCAAACGAUGAGGAAAAUAAAGUAGAAAUGAAGAGUGAAAGUACAGGUACUCGAACUAACGAACAUUUAAAUGUUACGAAAAACGAGGUAGAGCAUGAUGUCAAAAAAACUGCAAAUGAAAGCCCUAAUGCAAAUGAAAAAACCGCUUUUAAGACUGAAGAUAUUUUAGAACAUAAUUCAAAAUCUUUUGAUAAGCAAGAUAAGAUCAAAAAUGAAGAAAUAACAGAAAAUGAAGAAGCUGUUAUUUCCAAACUACAAAAUGCGGAAAAUGUUAAAUCAAGAGAAAAAUCUAAAAAUAAGGAUGUUAAACCUGAAGGAAAUAUUAUUAAAAUAAACUCUGAGUCAAUUUCCGAAAAUGACAAAAAAAAUACAAAAGAAAUGUUUAUUGAAAUUAAAAGCGAACCAAAGACUGAUGAUAUUGUAGAAUCCAAUAGUUCAUCAAAAGAAAAUGUAUUAAAAGAUGUCCUAGUUUCUGAUAAACCAAAUGAAAAAGAAAAAUCAAAAAUCCAAGACAAAGAAAAGGAAAACAAAUCAAAGGAUGCCUUAAAAAAUCAAGAUACAAUCGAAAUUGAAGAUGACGAAGUCUCUCUAAAGGAAGGUACUUUAAAAUUUGAAGAUGAUGGAAUAGCAAUUCAAAAUGAUAAUAAAACUGAUGAAUCAACAUCAAUAGCUACAGCUGUAGAUUCAGAAAUAAUUAAAAUUGCUGCAGAAACAAUUCGUAAAGCUAAUGAACUUAUAAGUAUAACAGAAGAAACAAUUGCAAAAACAGCAAAAACUUCAAAAGUGAAAGAUCAGUUGGAUUUUGAGAAGGAAAUAAAAGAAGAAAAAAUUGCAAAGGUUUUAAGUUCAGAAAUACCAAAAUCGACAAAAGAAGAAAAAAAUACAACAAAAAUUCCUAAAGCAAGGUAUUCAACGGAAUCUAGGGAAACCAAAAUAGAAGAAAAAAAGGAGCUCGUUGAUGAAAAGAAGAAAGAUGAACAAAUUCAGCCGGAAAGAAGAUACUCAACAAGAAAAUCCAAUUUGAAAAAGAAACCAGAUAACUCAGAUGAAGAAGACACUGCAAGUAAUAAAACAAACAAUGAAGAAAAUUCUGCUAAAGAAAUCAUAAAUGGCGAUAAAGAAGAAAACUCAGAAAAUUCAGUACCGAAAGAUGAAACAAAUGAAGAAACUGACGAAACGGGUAGUAUAGAAGAUAACGGUCAAAUUUCAGAUAAAACUGGUGAGAUUGUUUUAUCUAUAAAUAAGAAAAGCUUAAAAAUAACAAGUAAGUUGGGAAGACCUCCUAAACGAAGAAAAUCCACUGAAGGUAAUAAUAAUACUAAAACAAGUGAACAAAUAGCAAGAGACCGCCGUUCUAAAAGAGUAAAAUCAAAUGAGUGCAGCACAGAAUCAACUAAUACAAUGAAUGAAAAAGGUAAUGAAACAAUUCCAAAACUUCAUAUUACAAUUUGUCAAGAAGAUGCUACAGCAACGUGCUCAUCUAAAGUACCAGAAACUCCAGAAGCUGAUCGUAAAGAAAAUCAUUUAAAGGCACUUGGUCUUUUAACAUUGAAAGCAGCAGCACAAGCUAAAACUGAAGAACAGAAAAGACAGAAUUUAUUUAGAAGAAGAAAACAACAGUUUCUUGGUAAUCUAAAACAAAAAGAAAAAGAUCCAGCAAGUGCUACAUAUAGUAUUAAAACAAUUCAAUCCAAUUGUGCUGGUGUUUUAGAAAGGAAAAGAAGAUCACCAGCUACAGCAACAACAAAUAAGAAUAAAGAUAAUCGUCAAUCUUUAAAAAUAACUUUCCAAAAAACUUCAAAUCAAAAUGGAACCAGUAAUAAAAAUAGCGAAGAAAUAAAUUAUAAAAUUCAAAAUGAGAACGAGAAUGGAGGAGAUACUUCAUCACAUAAAAAAGAGGAAAAGGAAAAUAUUUUGGUGCCGGAGAAAGCAUCUUCCUUUGGUAUUCAUCCAGAAAGACUUUGCCAGGAUCAGUGUACAUAUUGCGGUGGUAAAUUCGGCUUGUUAGACACUCCAUGUCAUGUUGCUCAAUUAAAAUCAAUAGACAGACAGAAAAAUAUUUUAUCAAAUGAAGACAAAUUAUCGGUCGAUAGUUGUUUAUGUGACGCAUGUUUUAGACAUGUUGAUAAAUUAGCAAAUGUUCCAUCAUAUAGAAAAAGACUUUCAGCUCCUGCAGCAUUAGAAAACAAUAACGAAGAUAAUGGCAAUUGUUCUGUAGAUAAUCAAAUAUCUCAUAAAAAUUGUUGUAUUCCCAAUUGUGGUAAUUCAGCAAAUCACUGGCUACGUAAAAAAUCUGUUAGAAAAGUUCUAAAAAAAUUAAUGAAAAAUUUCAAUAUGUCAGAUUUUGGAAGUAUAUUACCAAUUUGCUCAGAUCAUUAUGAAGCUUUUGCACAGUAUUUAGGAUGUGCUUUGUGUAAAAGACGAUGUGGUAAAUCACAUAUGUAUCAUAUACAAGAACCGCAGAAACUUGAUAAAAUAUUAAACACUUAUAACAUCGGAAUUCAAAUUGGAAGUAGCACUGCAAUUUGUAGACUCUGCCGAUAUUUUACGAAUUUAAUUAUGAAACCUCCAGUUGGAGAACAACCGGAAAGAGAACAGUUCAUUAAUAAUUAUAAAAAGAGACUACUCAAAUUAAGAAAUCUUUCAAACGUAACGGAAGUCAUAACUAUUGAUGAUGAUAGCCCUACAAAAGAACUAGAAAGUCAAGCUGAUGACAGUGAACAUAACGACGUUUCAAUGGAUAAAACUGAUGAAAAUAAUUCUGAUACUUCUUCUCCUCCAAAAUUAUACGCUAAAUUAAGAUCGAUGCUCGAAAAUGAGAUUCACGAUAAAGGUCAACAAUAUCUUGGGUCUAAUUCAGAUAUAUCAAUUACAUUAAAAAGUGGUAACAGCAGUACUCCAAAAAGAAUAUUAAAACUACCUGGAGAAGAUACUUUAAAUGUAAAUGCUCAAAUUCCAUUUGGCAAUGCAGCAUUGUCAAGUCGCACACCUGAAGGAUGGACUCGAGUUCAAACAUUUUUACAAUAUGAUGAACCAACCCGGAAAUUGUGGGAAAAAUUACAAAAACCCUAUGGGAACCAAUCUAGUUUCAUUCGUCAUUUACUUUUAUUAGAAAAACAUUUUCGCGAAGGUGAUCUGAUGCUAACAACAGCUGCUAAUAAUAAUGCUGUAACAUAUACAAAUGCUAUACAAAAUCGCCUUAGGGCAUACGACAGCAUGUCUAAAGAUGAAUUCGCAAGAGAUUCGUCCUUUGAAGUAGUUAGCAAAAAAUCUCGUAUUGCUGAAAAUGAUUUUCCUAUUCAAUUGUCAAGUUCAAUAACAAUUACGCCUAAACCAAAAUUACCAAUAGAUGCCUUAAAAGAUAAUUCAGUUGAUAGUUUAUUAAAGUCACAUUUGCUUCAGGGGAACAGAAGUGGUAUUGAAAUCCUUCCUAUAGGAGCAUCAAAACCAAAUACCUCGAAACAGAAUAUGUCAGUUACGGCGACGGUAACAUCUCAAAACGAUAGUUCUGCUGAUAUGCCUAAUAAAAACAGUAAUAAUACAGAAAGUACAAAUUCACAAAGUGUUCCUUCUACAAGUAAUAAACAACCACAAGCUAUAAAUUUGGAUGGUAAACAACAAAACAAUGAACAAUCUUCAAUACACAAAUCGCCACAAUUGAAUCAGCAACAAACGAAUCAACAACAGCAACAACAAUCUUUAAAUAAUCAAAGUCAACAAAAAUCCCCUCAAAAUAAAAAUAGUCACAAUACUAAUCGAUCCGCAAAUAAUAAUGAAAGUUAUCGGCCUAAUAUUAUUGUCUUACCCGAUACACUAUCACCUUACGAAAGAGCGACAAGUAAAAAUUGGCGACCGACUUUAAUGACUUUGAAAAAGGAAGAAUAUAAAAAUCAACCUGAUAUAUUGUAUCAAACAAUUGACGGUCGUCGAUUACCGGGUCUUGUUCAAGUUCAAUCAGGUGGCAAGCCUUACUUGAUAACAAUACAUGACUACAAUAAAAUGUGUAUCCUUAGAAGAGAAAAACUUCUUCGAGAACAAUUAUCUAAAAGUCAAAGUGGUGGAAGUCAUAAGAAACAAUCCAAUACAAAUCAGCAAUCCUUGUUGAUAAACAAACAACAACAACAGCAACAACAACAACAACAAAAAAAUCAGCACCAACAACAGAAUGAUCAAGCUGCUACAUCUAGAGCUCAACUAAUCGCAAAUGAAAUAAAUCGUAGAUUUUCAGAACAAAACAAUAGUAAUUUAAAUAAAAUCAAGCCAGUUAAUAUAGCUACUUUACAACAACAACCACCACCACCACCUCCACCAUCUGUUACAUCUUCAUUAUCAUCACCAUCUACAUCAUCAUUAACAACAUCAUCUAAUGUCAAUUCAUUAAUUAAUAAUAUUACAAAACAAUCAAAUAUGAAAAUAUCAGCAGCUGCUGCAGCAGCAGCAGCAGCGGCAGCUGCAGCUAAUAAUUUCUUAAAAAUUCUUCCUAAACCGCAACAAGCAUUACAAAAUCAAGUUCAAAUAUUACCAAUAUCAUCCGCAACUGGUAAUUUACCAGCACUUCCAUUACCAAUGAAUAAUAAUGCAAUGACAACAUCCAUAUCAAUAUUACCAUCGCUUCCAAAUGUUGUAUCAAUGGCACCAAUUAAUCAGCCAAAUAAUUUUAAUUUUAAUAUGCAAAAUAAAAAUUUUCUUGAUAGUUUUAAAUCAUUUACAACUGGUUUACAACAACAGCAGCAACAACAAUUUUUACAAAGAAAUCAACAGCAACAACAACAAAAACAACAUCAGCAAAUGCAAUCAUCUCAUCAACCACCGCAAAUGAGACAGUCGCAACAUCAAUCACAACAACAAUCGCAAACUGCCAAUAAUAAUAAUUCAAAUUCAGGACCAUUUUUAGAUAGUAAUUUAUUAUCACGUAUACCAAAAUCAUUAACAGUAAUACCACAGCAAAAAUUUAGUUAGUUGAUUUAUUCAAAAUGAUUUUAUUUGUUUUUUUGAAAAUAAUGUUAAAAUUAAUUUUUUCAUUCAUUAGAAAAAUAAGAAAAAAAAAAUACACAAUUUUAUUUGUGUAGUUUUAAUAAUUAUUUUCAUUUAUAAGAAAAUUUAUAUUAAAUGUCAUGGAAUGGAUGUGCAUUCAAAUA
Molecule: messenger RNA, 8743 nt
Organism: Condylostylus longicornis
Lineage: Eukaryota; Metazoa; Arthropoda; Insecta; Diptera; Dolichopodidae
Gene: east
Product: titin
Exons: 6
Coding region: 477-8564 (2695 amino acids)
Source: RefSeq, a predicted model, not a curated record